CAUUUAAAUACCCACCGCUUUCUCUCUCUCUCCGCAACCUUCGUGCUCUUCUUCUGCCUUUGCGCACUUUUUUCCACCAUUAAAAUCCCUUUUCAUUUUCUCUCUCCUCUAAACCCUUUGAGCUUUUCCAGCUCUAGGGUUUAGAUUCAUUUUCAUUUUCCCCCAAUUUUUUUUUUUUGUUUGUUUGAAUUUUGAUUUUGUUCAUUUUUUUUUUUUGAUUAAUUUUGGUUUUGAUUGGAUUGAGCUCAGUUGGUGGUACUGUACUAUUGCAUUUUGAUUUUGAUUUUUUUUGGGUUGAAUUUUCGAUUGAUUUUUUUGGGGAAGAAUUAUGGAUCUUCCGAGUUUGGCUGUGAUUCUUCGUGCUGCUCUUAGUCCUAAUCCAGAUGAACGCAAAGCUGCUGAAGAUAGCCUAAAUCAGUUUCAAUACACGCCGCAGCAUACGGUCAGGCUAUUACAGAUAAUAGUCGAUGGGAAUUGCGAUAUGGCUGUGAGACAGGUUGCUAGUAUCCAUUUCAAGAACUUUAUUGCCAAGAAUUGGUCGCCUCAUGAUCCCGAGGAGCAAUCAAAGAUCUCACAGGCUGAUAAAGCCUUGGUGAGAGAAAAUAUCCUUGUGUUUGUGGUUCAAGUUCCACCGCUUUUGAGGGUGCAGUUGGGCGAGUGCCUCAAAACAAUUAUCCAUGCUGAUUACCCUGAGCAGUGGCCUGGCCUUCUUCAUUGGGUGAAGCAUAAUUUGCAAGAUCAACAGGUCUAUGGUGCUCUGUUUGUUUUGCGGAUUCUCGCUAGAAAAUAUGAGUUCAAGUCAGAUGAUGAGAGGACACCUGUGCAUCUAAUUGUUGAGGAGACUUUUCCUCCUUUGCUCAACAUAUUCAACAAGCUUGUCCAGAUUCCCAACCCUUCACUAGAUGUGGCAGAACUCAUAAAGCUUAUAUGUAAAAUAUUUUGGUCAUCUAUCUAUUUGGAGAUUCCCAAACAGCUAUUUGAUUCCAAUUUGUUCAAUGCUUGGAUGGUUCUUUUCUUGAACAUUUUAGAGAGACCUGUUCCUGAAGAAGGCCAGCCUGCUGAUCCUGAUCAAAGGAAAUCCUGGGGUUGGUGGAAGGUUAAAAAAUGGACAGUUCACAUCUUGAAUCGGCUAUACACAAGAUUUGGAGAUAUGAGAAUCCAGAACCCUGAGAACAAAAAUUUUUCCAUGAUGUUUCAGAAGAGUUAUGCAGGGAAGAUAUUGGAGUGCCAUUUGAAUUUGUUGAAUGUGAUCCGUGCUGGUGGCUACUUACCUGAUAGAGUUAUCAAUCUUGUUCUGCAAUAUCUAAGCAAUAGCAUCUCAAAGUCCAGUUUGUAUCAAUUGUUGCAACCACGACUUGAUGUUCUCCUUUUUGAAAUAAUUUUCCCCCUGAUGUGUUUUAACGACAACGAUCAAAGACUUUGGGAUGAAGACCCUCAUGAAUAUGUAAGAAAAGGCUAUGAUAUUAUAGAAGAUCUAUAUAGUCCAAGAACUGCAGCAAUGGACUUUGUCAGUGAGUUGGUCAGAAAGCGUGGCAAAGAAAACUUGCAAAAGUUCAUUCAAUAUGUUGUUGAGAUUUUAAAGAGGUAUGAUGACUUCCCAGUGGAACACAAGCCAUAUCGGCAGAAAGAUGGUGCCCUUCUUGCUAUUGGUGCACUUUGUGAUAAGCUGAAACAAACUGCACCAUACAAAUCUGAGUUGGAGCGAAUGUUAGUGCAAUACGUUUUUUCCGAGUUCAAUAGCCCUGCUGGUCACCUAAGAGCUAAGGCAGCUUGGGUUGCUGGCCAAUAUGCUCACAUUGAAUUCUCCGACCAGAACAAUUUCCGAAAAGCACUUCAUAGUGUAGUGGCUGGGCUGCGUGAUCCGGAGCUUCCUGUUCGUGUGGAUUCAGUCUUUGCACUGCGUUCUUUUGUUGAAGCUUGCAAAGAUUUGGGAGAAAUACGUCCCAUUCUACCACAACUACUGGAUGAAUUUUUUAAACUUAUGAACGAGGUUGAGAAUGAAGACCUUGUAUUCACUCUGGAGACUAUUGUUGACAAGUUUGGGGAAGAGAUGGCACCUUAUGCUUUUGGACUAUGCCAGAAUUUGGCUGCUGCAUUCUGGAAGUGUAUGAGUACUGCUGAAAAUGACGAGGAGGGUGAUGAUCCAGGUGGUGCAUUGGCGGCUGUUGGUUGUUUACGAGCUAUAAGCACAAUUCUUGAAUCUGUCAGCAGACUUCCUCAUCUAUUUGGCCAAAUUGAGCCUACUCUUCUGCCUAUAAUGCGGAGGAUGUUGACUACUGAUGGCCAAGAGGUCUUUGAAGAAGUUUUGGAGAUUGUGUCCUAUAUGACUUUCUUUUCUCCUAUGAUAUCUCUGGAUAUGUGGAGUCUUUGGCCGCUGAUGAUGGAGGCACUGUCAGAUUGGGCUAUUGAUUUCUUUCCAAACAUCUUGGUACCUUUGGACAAUUAUAUAUCCCGCAGCACUGCUCAUUUUCUGACUUGCAAAGAUCCAGACUACCAACAAAGUCUAUGGAAAAUGAUAUCCUCUAUAAUGUCUGAUAACAAUCUUGAAGAUGGUGAUAUUGAGCCUGCACCAAAGCUCAUCGAAGUUGUAUUUCAGAACUGCAAGGGUCAAGUUGAUCACUGGGUUGAGCCUUACUUGAGGAUAACUGUUGAGCGACUGCGUAGAGCUGAGAAACCAUAUUUCAAAUGUCUUUUGAUUCAAGUGAUUGCUAAUGCUCUUUAUUACAACCCGAGUUUAACAUUGAGUAUACUCCAUAAGCUAGGUGUCUCUGCAGAAAUAUUUAAUCUUUGGUUUCAAAUGAUACAGCAAGUGAAAAAAAGUGGUUUGCGUACCAACUUUAAAAGGGAGCAUGAUAAGAAAGUGUGUUGUCUGGGAUUGACGUCCUUGUUAGCACUUCCUGCUGACCAAUUACCAGUGGAAGCUCUUGGACGUGUUUUCAGGGUUACUCUUGAGCUGCUUGCUGCAUACAAGGAACAGGUUGCAGAAGCUGCGAAGGAGGAGGAGGAGGCUGAAGAUGAUGAUGUUAUGGAUGGUUUUGAUUCUGACGGUGAAGAUGAAGGUGAUGGCUCUGACAAAGAGAUGGGAGUUGAUGAGGAAGAAGGGGAUGAUGCUGACAGUAAUCAUCUGAAUCGAUUAGCGGCACGGGCUAAAGCCUUCAGAAUGAAUGAUGAGGAUGAUGAUGAUGAUUCUGAUGAUGAUUACAGUGAUGAUGAAGAGUUACAAUCUCCCAUUGACGAGGUUGACCCUUUCAUAUUGUUUGUUGAUACAGUCAAAGUGAUGCAAGCUUCAGAUCCUUCAAGGUUCCAAAUUUUGACUCAAGCUCUAGAAUUCCAAUAUCAAGCACUGGCCAAUGGAGUUGCCCAGCAUGCUGACCAAAGACGGGUAGAGAUUGAGAAAGAGAAAUUGGAGAAGGCAGCAGCUGCUUCCUCGUGAUUUCAUAUUGUGGGAAGGCAAGCAAAUGGAUACUUGGUUUUGUAUAAGAAUUUCCAUUCUUUUGCCUAUUCCAUUUGUGAUGCAUCCAGCGUCAUAUAUUGGGACAGUAAUGAAGUUAAAUGGUCAGGGGUAUGUGUUGGCAAAGUGUUUGGAUUUUGUUCUGAGGUCGCUGAUGGAAAGCGGUUAUGAAACUUGGAAAGUCUCACACAUACCUCUGGGGUAGGCAUUCCUGGUGUAAAAGGUGCCUGGUGUCUUGCAUUCCUGGUAAAAGCUGCCAUUGCCAUGGUUUGCAACAACCCUUUUGGGGUUUGUAGGUUCCAGAAACGUAUUGUCUACUUUUAUGGACAAGAGGAGAUCUGCGUGUAGGGUGUAUAAUGUGCAUUCUUUUAUGUAUCUAUUUAGGCAUCAACUAGGGUGUCCUAGGUUGUACUCACAAUUUUGCGUCUGAGUAUUGGCCCAUUUUCAUUUUUUAUUUUAUUAUUUUUUAUUUUUUUUUUCCAAUUUUAUGCAUUCAGCACUAUAUUGAUUGGUUGGGCCUUUUUUCCCAUCUUUCCAGUGAGGGAUGUUUUCAAUUUUGGCUAUGAUGCAGCAGGUUAAGGUGACUUGCUGGUCGAUGUAAGACUUUUUUGAUUUUUGUAUCAUAUCAAAUACACUUGAGUUGAGAUAUGCGGCUUUGCAUCCCUUGAAUGUGCCCCUUUGUAAAACCUUGAAACUGAUGAGUGAAGAAAGAGUUUUCUGGUGGCGGUUUUUA
This is a messenger RNA of Chenopodium quinoa (quinoa), 4184 nucleotides long. Its product is annotated as importin beta-like SAD2. Bases 329 to 3433 code for a protein of 1034 amino acids. Gene Ontology annotation, molecular function: small GTPase binding. The transcript is spliced from 22 exons. Gene Ontology annotation, cellular component: cytosol; nuclear envelope. The record is from RefSeq and is a predicted model, not a curated record. Gene Ontology annotation, biological process: protein import into nucleus. NCBI's taxonomy places the organism in Eukaryota, Viridiplantae, Streptophyta, Magnoliopsida, Caryophyllales, Amaranthaceae.